AUGGCUGCGUUGUUCGCCGUCUACCACGGCCCCGAGGGUCUGAAGGAGAUUGCUUCCAGAUUGGUCCGUCUUGCUCGUGGCGUCCAGGCCGUUGCCGAGGCUGCUGGUCUGGAGACCGAGCAGAGCGGUGCUAGCCCCGACGGCAAGGUCUUGUUUGACACUGUCGUCAUCAAAGCCAGCGACCGCUCUCAGAACAUCUUCGCCGAGGCUAAGAAGGCUGGUCUGGGCUUCCGCGACUACGGCAACGGUGACAUUGGCAUCAGUGUCAACGAGAACGUCAACGAGGAGGUGUUCAACACCAUCGCUACCGUUCUCGGAAACGCCACGGGUACUCAGACCGCCGAGGUCGCAAGCAAGGCCUACAGUUCUCUCACACAGGACAUCACCGAGCUCCUGCCUGAGUCUCUGCGCCGCCAGUCCGCCUACCUUACUCACCCUGUUUUCAACACCCACCGCAGCGAGACAGAGAUGCUCCGCUACAUCCACUACCUUCAGUCCAAGGACCUGUCCCUCGUUCACUCCAUGAUCCCUCUUGGAUCUUGCACCAUGAAGCUCAACAGCGCGACCGAGAUGGCCUUGAUCUCUCUCCCUGGCUUCUCCACGAUCCACCCCCACACUCCCAUGAGUGAGCUCAAGGGCUACACCGCCCUGAUUGAGAGCCUCUCAGAGCAGCUCAAGGGCAUCACUGCCAUGGACGCCGUCUCCCUGCAGCCUAACUCGGGCGCUCAGGGUGAGUUCGCCGGUCUCCGCGUCAUCCGCAAGUACCUCGAGCAGCAGCCCGGCAAGAAGCGUGACAUCUGCUUGAUCCCGGUCUCGGCCCACGGCACCAACCCUGCUUCUGCCGCCAUGGCAGGCAUGCGGGUCGUCCCCAUCAAGUGUGACCAGAAGACCGGUAACCUGGACAUUGAGGAUUUGGAGGCCAAGUGCAAGAAGCACGCGGACGAGCUUGGUGCCUUCAUGGUCACCUACCCUAGCACUUUCGGCGUCUUCGAGCCCAGCGUCAAGAAGGCUUGUGACCUUGUUCACCAGUACGGCGGUCAGGUCUACAUGGACGGCGCCAACAUGAAUGCUCAGAUUGGCAUCUGCUCGCCUGGCGAGAUCGGUGCCGAUGUCUGCCAUCUUAACCUCCACAAGACCUUUUGCAUUCCCCACGGUGGCGGUGGUCCCGGUGUCGGUCCCAUUUGCGUCAAGGAGCACCUUGGCCCCUACCUCCCUGGCCGCUCCCCUGAGGCUGGGGAGGCCAUGGUUGCCAGCGCUCCCUACGGCAGCGCUGGUAUCCUGCCCAUCAGCUGGGCAUACAACGCUUUGAUGGGCAACGACGGUCUGCGCCUCGCCACCAAGACCGCCAUCCUCAACGCGAACUACAUUCUCGCCCGCCUCAAGCCGCACUACAAGAUCCUCUACACCAACGAGAACGGUCGCUGCGCGCACGAGUUCAUCCUCGACGCGCGGCCCUUCAGCGCGACCGCGGGCGUCGAGGCUAUCGACAUUGCCAAGCGCCUUCAAGAUUAUGGCUUCCACGCGCCGACCAUGAGCUGGCCUGUCGCCAACACGCUCAUGAUCGAGCCCACUGAGAGCGAGAGCAAGGAGGAGCUCGACCGUUUCAUUGACACGCUCAUCAGCAUCCGUGAGGAGAUCCGCGAGAUUGAGGAGGGCAAGCAACCCCGCGAGGGCAACGUCCUCAAGAUGGCGCCUCACCCGCAGAUGGAUGUUAUCUUGGGCGAUGGCGAGGGCAAGUGGGACCGUCCCUACACCCGCGAGAAGGCGGCGUACCCCCUGCCGCAUCUGAAGGAGAAGAAGUUCUGGCCCAGCGUGGCUCGCAUUGACGACACAUACGGUGACCUGAACCUCUUCUGCACGUGCCCUCCGGUCGAGGACACCACGCAAGAGUAA
Molecule: messenger RNA, 1893 nt
Organism: Colletotrichum spaethianum
Lineage: Eukaryota; Fungi; Ascomycota; Sordariomycetes; Glomerellales; Glomerellaceae
Product: putative glycine--tRNA ligase
Exons: 2
Coding region: 1-1893 (630 amino acids)
Biological process (GO): glycine decarboxylation via glycine cleavage system
Cellular component (GO): mitochondrion; glycine cleavage complex
Molecular function (GO): glycine binding; pyridoxal phosphate binding; glycine dehydrogenase (decarboxylating) activity
Source: RefSeq, a predicted model, not a curated record